UUGGCUGGUUGUAAGUUGGGUGACGCAGGAGCUCUGUGCUGAACGUGGUCUGACUCCGGAUCAACUGUCAACCCGAUAGAAAGCGCACGCGAUCAAUUGUAGCGUCCACGUGGAUCAAUCAGUCAGUCAUGGAACUGUUGGGUCGAUAUCUGGAGAGGAGCAACUCAGUCAGUUCUGUCAUGGCUCAAGAUGUCGUGAACGAGGAGAAGCUGAGAGAUGACCUGAGGUACUACUUCAUGAGCCCGUGUGAGAAGUACAGGACCCGACGACACAUUCCCUGGAAACUGGGAGUCCAAAUCCUGAAGAUUGUCAUGAUCACAACACAACUCAUCCUGUUCGGCCUCAACAACCAGCUGGUGGUGUCUUAUAAGGAGGAGAACACCAUGGCCCUGAAAAACCUCUUCCUGAAGGACUACACUGGCGUGGAUGAGGACGACUACAGUGUCGCCGUCUACAACCAACAUGGUGUCUACGAGAGCCUGUAUUAUGUCCUGGAUCAGUACAGCCAGUUGGGCCGGCUCUCUACGGGUCCCAUCACCUACCCCAAGGAUGACGACGGCAACCUGCUCCCGCUGGUCAUGUGCAAAGAGCACUACAAGAGAGGCAGCGUGGAGCCGUCGGACGAGGCCUACGACAUAAACGCGCAGCUGGAGACAGUUUGCACGUCACAUGAUCCAAAGACUGGAAACCUGCAGACACUCUACAACUCCUCCUUUUUUAUUCUGGACUUUUACAGGCUCGUCGACAUCAAAAUCACCUUCCAGCUGAAGGGCAUCAAUCUGCAGACAGUGCGUUCACGGGAGUUGCCUGACUGCUACUCCUUCUAUGUCACGAUAACAUUUGAUAACCAGUGUCACAGCGGGAAGGUGAAAAUAUUCCUGGACAUAGACACUCAGAGCUGCGCGUGCACGGACUGGAAGAUCUCAGGAACAGCUCAGAAGAACACACACUACCUCCUGAUAUUCGACGGCUUCGUCAUCCUGAUCUGCCUCACGUCGGCCGUGCUGUGCAGCCGCUCCAUCGUGCUGGCCGUCAGGUUACUCCAGAGAUUCUCCAGAUUGUUCCACGAGAACUACAAUCGUAAAGUGUGUGAGGACGAUCAGACGGAGUUCUUGAACGGCUGGUACGUCCUCGUCAUCGUCAGCGACCUCUUGGCCAUAGUUGGAACCAUAUUAAAGAUGGAAAUACAAACAAAGAGUUUGACCAGUUAUGACGUGUGCAGUAUCUUCCUGGGAACAUCUACCUUAAUGGUGUGGGUCAGUGUGAUCAGGUACCUGGGAUACUUCCAGAAAUACAACGUGCUGAUUUUAACUAUGAAAGCCGCCUUCCCCAAGGUCCUGCGUUUCUGCUGCUGUGCCGGCAUGAUCUACCUGGGCUACACCUUCUGCGGGUGGAUCGUUCUGGGCCCGUACCACGAGAAGUUCGAGGGCCUGAGUCGCGUGGCCGAGUGUCUGUUCUCCCUGGUGAACGGUGACGACAUGUUCGAGACCUUCGCCCAGCUGAAGGACAAGAACACGCUGGUGUGGCUCUUCAGUCGGGCGUACCUCUACUCCUUCAUCUCCCUGUUCAUUUACAUGGUGCUGUCGCUCUUCAUCGCCCUCAUCACGGACGCCUACGAGACCAUCAAGAACUACCAGAGGGAUGGUUUCCCGUUGACGGACCUGCACAAGUUCCUCAGAGAGCAGAAAGAUUUCCCUGUGGUGGAGGAGAGCAGUCAGGCAGAUGUUCACAUCAGGGACUCUUUGCUCUGCUGCUGCCAACGAGUUCCAGAAAAUGACGACAUCGUGCUGAUCAGCUGACAACUGUCCCACCGCCAGAUGAGAGGGUUCACGGCGGAGGAGGAUGCUGGGAACAGGACCUCACACAUCUGACGCAGACGACAGAUGCCUCCCUGGGAUACGUAGAAAUAACCUUUCUGUGAAGGGCAAUAUUCUCAUGAAACUGGAGCUCAGGCUGAAGAGUUGGAACUGGGACUAAAAGACCAACCUGUUAUUGAACUGUGUCUGUUGGAGUUCAGGAUAUCGCCGAGGAGUUUACUGGACCUUUUUCAGGCAUGCAUAUGUAUUAGUUGCCAAAGAGCUGGAUUCACCGCUGUUAUGAACUCGACUGUUGUUUUUCGAAACACCAGGUCGAGGCAACGUGAUGCAAAAUGCUAGAUGUAUGUUGUUUGUCAAGUGUUGGCAAAGAGGCAACAUUAAAGCCGAUAUUUUUAUUUGUUCAUUGUUAGAAUACGUUUCCUGUCUUUGCUGAAGAUGUCUGAGCUUUGAGUCAAACGGCAAGUAGAAGUAAGAAGUCAAAGCUGUACAUGAAUGUGAUUAUUUAUAAGGUCAGUAUAUUACAAGCAGUGGUGGGAGCCUGAUAUGAAAUGGUAAUGACGACAGAGAUCUAUGAAUUUCCUCUGCACAAAAUAAAUUAGCUCCAACGUU
Messenger RNA from Hippoglossus stenolepis (Pacific halibut), 2426 nucleotides. RefSeq names its product mucolipin TRP cation channel 2 (gene mcoln2). The record is from RefSeq and is a predicted model, not a curated record. The coding region runs from base 129 to 1799 and encodes 556 amino acids. Gene Ontology annotation, cellular component: membrane. The transcript has 14 exons. NCBI's taxonomy places the organism in Eukaryota, Metazoa, Chordata, Actinopteri, Pleuronectiformes, Pleuronectidae. Gene Ontology annotation, molecular function: NAADP-sensitive calcium-release channel activity.